Molecule: messenger RNA, 1470 nt
Organism: Panthera uncia (snow leopard)
Lineage: Eukaryota; Metazoa; Chordata; Mammalia; Carnivora; Felidae
Gene: VSX2
Product: visual system homeobox 2
Exons: 5
Coding region: 1-1086 (361 amino acids)
Biological process (GO): regulation of transcription by RNA polymerase II
Cellular component (GO): nucleus
Molecular function (GO): DNA-binding transcription factor activity, RNA polymerase II-specific; sequence-specific double-stranded DNA binding
Source: RefSeq, a predicted model, not a curated record
AUGACGGGGAAAGCGGGGGAAGCGCUGAGCAAGCCCAAAUCCGAGACUGUGGCCAAGAGUUCCUCGGGGGUCGCCCCGGCCAGGUGCACGGGGUUCGGCAUUCAGGAGAUCCUGGGCUUGAACAAGGAGCCCCCCAGCUCCCACCCGCGGGCUGCCCUCGACGGCCUGGCCCCCGGGCACUUGCUGGCGGCGCGCUCCGUGCUCAGUCCCGCAGGAGUGGGCGGCAUGGGGCUGCUGGGGCCCGGGGGGCUCCCCGGCUUCUACGCGCAGCCCACCUUCCUGGAAGUGCUGUCCGACCCGCAGAGCGUCCACUUGCAGCCGCUGGGCAGAGCGUCGGGGCCGCUGGACACCAGCCAGACGGCCAGCUCGGAUUCUGAAGAUGUUUCCUCCAGCGACCGAAAAAUGUCCAAAUCGGCUUUAAACCAGACCAAGAAACGGAAGAAGCGGAGACACAGGACAAUCUUUACUUCCUACCAGCUAGAGGAGCUGGAGAAGGCAUUCAAUGAAGCCCACUACCCAGAUGUCUAUGCCCGGGAGAUGCUGGCCAUGAAAACGGAGCUGCCAGAAGACAGGAUACAGGUCUGGUUCCAGAACCGCAGAGCCAAGUGGAGGAAACGGGAGAAGUGCUGGGGCCGGAGCAGUGUCAUGGCGGAGUACGGGCUCUAUGGGGCCAUGGUGCGGCACUCCAUCCCCCUGCCAGAGUCUAUCCUCAAGUCUGCCAAGGAUGGCAUCAUGGACUCCUGUGCCCCGUGGCUGCUGGGGAUGCACAAAAAGUCGCUGGAGGCCGCAGCGGAGUCGGGGAGGAAGCCCGAGGUGGAGCGCCAGGCCCUGCCCAAACUCGACAAGAUGGAGCCGGAGGAGCGGGGCCCCGACCCUCCAGCGGCCAUGUCCCAGGAGGAACUGAGGGAGAACAGCAUUGCGGCGCUCCGAGCCAGAGCUCAGGAGCACAGCACCAAAGUGCUGGGGACUGUGUCUGGGCCCGACAGCCUGGCCCGGAAUACCGAGGAGCCAGAGGAGGAGGACGCCAUGGAAGAAGACAGGCCAGCGGAGAAGCUGAGUCCACCACAGCUUGAGGACAUGGCUUAGGUCAAGGGCACGCAGCUACCGGAGCCCCAGGACUCUGCUCUCUUCGGGGCCUGUGGUGUCAGGAGGUGUUCUCUGAGGCAGGGCCCGGGCCUGGCCUCUGCCCCCCUCCCCCGGCCCCACAGGCCCUCCAUGACCCCCGGGGUGACUUCAGGCACAACUCAGUUCUGGCCGAGGCUUUGGGCCACGCGGAGACACCCCCUAUCUGGUCUUGACCUCUCCAGCAUCCUCCCCUUCACCCCAACAGCCCUGCCUCAGAAGCCUUCUUGCUGUCCCAAACCACCCCUUCAAGCCGCUUUCACUCAAUCCCUUGGCGACUCUCCCUGUCCAAAUCCACCCCUUACUCUCUGUUCUCUCGCUUGCAAGAGCCUCCCCUUCCCAGCUCUA